Messenger RNA from Ilex paraguariensis (yerba mate), 513 nucleotides. Lineage: Eukaryota; Viridiplantae; Streptophyta; Magnoliopsida; Aquifoliales; Aquifoliaceae. The record is from the annotation of a GenBank genome assembly.
AUGAGUUGGUCUAUUUGCAUGUCUCCUGAUAGGACAACAAAUGAGAGUAGCUUAUGCUUUGAAAGCCUUACCUCUUCAGAAAUGGGUGAAAUUACCCUAGCAUCAAUGAGCACAGAUUGGUUUUCAAGACACGGUAUAUUCUUUAACUUUGAUUCCUGUGUUAAUUUUACAGGGAUUUUCAACAGUUCAUAUGCAGACUGUGCUAAAGAUGACCCUGAUAUGAGCGAGGAAAUGGAGAAGGAUAUCAUAACUUUACUGUCGGAGGAGAUUAACUUACUGAAAAAUGUAACAAAUGAUAGCUUGGAACAUACACAGGCCUUAAUCAUUGAUGCCAAGAAAACCUCUUCACACUACCAAAAGGAGGCAGAGAAGUGCAAUACAGGGAUGGAAACCUGCGAGGAAGCAAGGGAGAGGGCCCAAGCAGCACUCACAGAAGAGCGAAAGCUCUCAGUAAAGUGGGAGCAACGAGCUCGUGAAUGUGGAUGGAAGGAUGAAAGAAGAGUUUAUUCAUGA